Molecule: messenger RNA, 2223 nt
Organism: Chenopodium quinoa (quinoa)
Lineage: Eukaryota; Viridiplantae; Streptophyta; Magnoliopsida; Caryophyllales; Amaranthaceae
Product: protein FAR1-RELATED SEQUENCE 5-like
Exons: 5
Coding region: 1-2223 (740 amino acids)
Biological process (GO): regulation of DNA-templated transcription
Molecular function (GO): zinc ion binding
Source: RefSeq, a predicted model, not a curated record
AUGAAAUCUGGUGAUUGGGUAGUAAAGGGGUUGGAAUUACAACACAAGAAUCAUGUCCCUACACCUCAAAAGUCUCACUAUAUUGCUAUGUAUAGGAAGGAAGACAUCAAUGCUGCUGUGAGGAGAAAGCUCUUCACUGAUGUUGGUUCUGGGUCAAAGGUCACCCAAGUCUUCAACUCACUAGCCAGUGAGAGGAAUGGGGUUGAAAAUGUGGCCUUUACUAAGAGAGAUUUGCAUAAUGUUAUCUCUCGGGAAAGAAGUGAAAAGAUGAAGAAUGGUGACUGGAAUGCGUUGUUUGAUUACUUCAACGCCAUGAGUGCUGAUAAUCAGAACUUCUAUCAUAUGCAUAGGGUAGACAAAUUCAAUCAAUUGUCCGAUGUUAUGUGGGUUGACGCAAGAAGUAGGGCUGCCUACGAGGAGUUUGGGGACGUGAUUGUGUUUGACACUACAUACUUAACAGAUCAGUACGACCUGCCUUUUGCAAAUUUUGUCGGUGUCAACCACCAUGGACAAUCCAUUCUUCUAGGAUGUGCCUUGUUUUCCCAUGAGAAUGCCGAAACAUUUGAGUGGUUAUUCAGAACUUGGUUAGGGUGUAUGUCUAACAAGAAACCCUUGGCUAUAUUAACUGACCAAGAUGCUGCAAUGAGGAAAGCUCUCCGCAAUGUUAUGCCUUGUACACGUCACCGCUGGUGCUUAUGGCACAUACUUACCAAGUUCAGCCAGAAACUUGGUAAGUAUGAGACUUAUGAAUUGUUUAAGGUGGAACUUCACAAUGUCAUUUAUGACAGCCUCACUGAUGAUGAGUUUGAGAAGGAGUGGGCUGCUGCCAUUGCAAAAUAUCAGCUCGAGGAAGAUCCGUGGCUGGCAGGUUUGUAUGCCGAGAGGAAAAUGUGGGCUCCUGCCUACAUGAGACACAUUUUUUGGGUAGGAAUGAAGACCACUCAGCGUGUUGAGAGCAUUAACUCUUUCUUUGAUGGAUUCCUCGACAAGCACACAUGGUUGUAUGAGUUUGGGCCGAAGUACAUAGCAGCAAUGGAGUCAAGAGCAAAUGAUGAGCAACAAGAUGAUGCUCGGUUCUGUCGACCACUUAUCACCGGUUUUAUGCCCGAAUGGUUUUUCAGAAAAAUCUACACAGUUUCAAAGUUUUUGGAUGUCCAAGAACAAUGCAAUAGAGUGAUGUACUUGACCCCGUUGUCUAAGGUCAUUGACUCUGAUGAUGGUGCCACUGUUACCCACACUCUUGAGGACAGAGUGUGGGUCUUGUUCAAGGAAACUCGGAAAGAAUUCCCGACUCAAUACACGAGGCUAUAUCAUGUGAAAAUUAAUAAAGAAAACACUAAAGCUUUCUGCAGCUGCAAGCAUUUUGAAACUCAUGGCAUUAUAUGUCGUCAUAUCAUUAAGGUUUUGGACAUGCAUAAGAUGACUGUUGUCCCUGAAAUGUUUGUCUUAAAUCGCUGGCGUAAGGAUGUUUUCAGAAAGCACACUAGGGUCAAGGUUACUUACCAUGAUCCUUCAAAGACGGUGGAGUCUAAGAGGUUUGAUGAAAUGAUGGUAGAUUUUGAGCCCUUGUGCGUUAAGGCUUCUAUAGUGGCUGAUUGUGUCCCUAUAGUUAUCGACACACUUCGGCAGUUGGACAUCAACAUGGAAGCCACAGUGAAUGCAGCAGGAUUAUCCGGUAUCACACUAACUAAGAAAACUCCACCCAAAUCAACCAAAAAAUCUCCUGCUUCCUCCAAAAAGAAAACUCCAAAGUCUAUGAACAAGGGAAAAUGGACUGUCACUGAGACUGGGAAGCAGUCCAUUAUGGAUGUUUCUCCGACCUGUUUUGAGAUUGGUUCCCCAUCUACUGAUCUGUUAGUCAAUGAUCCUGUUUCUCGCAAAAAGCCUCAUAGAACUCCAAGUUGCAUGCAUCGGUCCUGUGUAGAGAAGUCAAAAAAGCGAACUCCUAAGAGGAGCAAAUCCGUAAAAAAAACUGCACUACACCCUCAGGUGAACUCUGAUGAAGUGCUUCGCUUGUCUGCUGGUGGCAUUGAGAUGCUGACUGAAAAUGGUUCGGUUGGGUACUUCACUAGCACGGUGGAAGAAGACUCUGAUGGUUUUGUGUUGUGUGGAGAUGAUGAUGGAGAUGUUCUUGGAAUGGAUGUUGAUGAUGUAGGUGUAGUCGGUCUGGAUGGUGAUGGAGGUGAUGAUCUUCUCACACAACAUGAUCUGGUUUGGGUAUAA